UCAAACUCUGGUGAGAAUUAGUGGCAAAAUCGGGCGAAUAGCGAUCGUUGCGGACUGCAUGUGCGUUGUACAACAGACGGAAUCAGCAACAGGAAACGAUACGCGUUUUGGUAUCGAAGUGCGCGACUUUUGUGUGAAAACUGCGAGUCUCCGCAGCGUUUGAACCUGAUACGCGCGCCGAAUUCCGGCGGCUUCCAUAAGCUAAGACGAUCAAGUAAAGCUCACUGCUUCAGCAUUGACGCAGUGCAGCUCAGAGGUGAACAUGCCGCAUGCUUGGGGGUGCUCUAGACAACGCCGCGUACCUAGUACCGCACCGAGCGUCUCUCAUGCGCUGCAACGAUCCGCUGUGAGGCCUAGCGGACAAAUGCCACAAUUUUGAAACAGAGGUUGGCUAAAUUUCAGCCACCACCUGCAACCGAUAUACGUAUUAAAAGUGCCAAUCUCAGCGUUUUUGACGUGAAUCUCAAGCUAGAUGCCGCUUUGCCUAGCUACGUGUAAAUAGUGAGUUUAUUAUAAGCAAUUGUAUCAAGUACGUCGAUUGUCAUCAUUUUUUGUGUAAGUGCUAAGGUGUGUUCGAUUUUACAGUGUCUACGGAAAGAAAAUAUGCGUCUCGGAAAUUUAGAAGGGCUUUUCACCAUGAUCUGUAAUUCGUGAAGGAAAGCAUCAGUGUUUAAAGCGGUCUAUCUUACGUAGUACAAGUUUUUGAACGCAGGGGCCAAGAGUACUCGAAACGAAAAGCAAGCUACCCCGUGAUGAAUGCGUAUUUUGAAUCGACGGCCGCCCCACUCGGGUAUUUCGGUAACCAGGGUGGCCAAGUGAGUUCAUCUCCUACAUCCCAGGGGGACCAAUACCGCGGGUUUAAUCUCCUUGUGCCUCCUUACGCCGCUGUAGGCGGUUCAGCAGUAAAUGGCGUCGCGUCGAACCCGCACUCCAACCAGCCAAGUCAACCUGGUACUCCACAAAACAACGGUGUUUCCACGCGUCCGGACAGUUCCGAACGUCAAUCACCGCCUUAUGAAACGGACAAGAGCUCGUCGUAUGAUUACAAAGCCUCAACUGUAUCGGCGACAGCUCAGUCGCCAGCACUUAACGUCAAUUCAAUAAACUCCACGCUCUCAGGAGGGCUAGAUACACAGAAAAAUUCAUUUAUAAAAGACAUACGGCCAGAUAUCGCUGCUUUAGCAGGGUGUUACCAGACAGGCGGUGGAGGCCGACUCGGUAGCUUCGACUCUAACUGGGCGGGAGCGACCAGCGGUCAGGCUGGCUCGCCAGGUGCCACUAGCGUUGCCGCAGCGACAGCGAGUGCAGCGGCAGCAGCAGGACCCACUCCCAACUUCUAUCCUUGGAUGGCCAUCGCUGGGCUUAACAGUUACAUAGCAAGACAACAAGCAGGGUUUCCCGGUUUCUUAGGGACAUCUGGAUUGCGAAGGCGCGGUCGGCAAACAUAUACGCGAUACCAGACAUUGGAGCUGGAAAAGGAAUUCCACACGAACCAUUAUCUGACGCGAAGAAGACGGAUCGAAAUGGCUCAUGCGCUCUGCCUAACCGAGAGACAAAUAAAAAUCUGGUUCCAGAAUCGACGAAUGAAAAUGAAAAAGGAGAUCCAGGCGAUCAAGGAGCUUAACGAGCAGGAACGCCAAGCCCAAGCAGCAAAGGCAGCUUCAAUGGGAAUUAAUAGUGCUGGAGGAUCAGGGCAAGGGACACCUUAGGAACAAACAAUACAGCUAUAGAGAUGUGUGGAUAGGAAGCGAGUGAACAGGAAAUGUCAGAAGUAUGACCAAUAACCUCGAGCAAACGACCCCGCACUGAUUUCUCAUGAUGGUAACAGCCGAACCCUAAGGAGCCACUGGUGGCCAAGCAAGAGAAAUCAUCAUUCGUAAAUAAUUUCGGCUCCGGAUCUCUUGGCACAAAAAUACUUUUUGCCAUCAGAUCUAAAAAACGAUCCAAUGAUAUAAUGGGUGAUUGCAUGGUAGUUGAAAAUAAACACGAAGUAUCUAAGCUUUAAGAACAAACAGAAAACGCCAGGGACAUAUUAAUGUCAACAAGAUUAACGACGAAACUUGAACAUGCACAAACAACUAUCAACCGGAAAAUAAGCAUAUUUAAUGACCAGGCGUGUACAUGAGAAGAGAGAUUACUUAAGAUAAAGUACACAUACGAGGAAAGUUGUGUGCGACGAGAAACUGAUGAAGUGAAUUACAGGACGAUAUACGUAAGUCUAGGUGUACCUAUAGGGCCAUGUACAGUUAGUCGAAUAUAAUACGUACCAUCAUAAAUGACAAUGGAAUUGAUUUAACAAAUCUAUAUACACACGAGUAUAUGUAUGCGCAUAUGAAUACAUCAUUCUUCCGAGUGCCACAACUCAUCACCGUCAAUGCCAGCAAUCAGCAAAAACAACAAUAAAAAUAAUAAUAUAAUAAUUAUUAGAAUUAAAUAUAUUAUUAUUUCUUGAUAAGGAAAUCUUGUCACAGAACCGGUUCACCUUUUAUUCUGGCAACUAUAAAAAGUCUGUAUAAUAAUAUUAUUAUUAUUGAUAUGCUUAAGAAAAUGCCCGGUAGUAACUCGAAAAGAAAACUAUGCCUCUAAUAUACGUAUUUUGUGCGGUCACAGUGUAAUAGCAUAAUGUACAACGACAUAUAUAUAUAUAUAUCUAUAUAUAUAUAUAUAUAUAUAUAUAUAUAUAUUGAGCAAUUUAGAUAAAUUAAUAAUGAUGACAAGAAUGACAUAGGACGAAAAGUAGCAAACAAGCCAGGACAAUAUUAGCGCCGGCCUUGCGCUAAAUGCCGCCAUUCACCGAUGAAAUGGUUAGUCUACAUAUAUAUAUAUAUGGACAGCUAACCAAUCCGAUAUCGGCUCUAUAUUAGUGGCGGGCAUUGACUGACUAUGACUGAAUGAUACGACUAUACGUAUUUAUUGUCUCUCGUCGAGUACGAACGAUAGAAGGUCGUCACCAUUCUGAACAUCGACUCUAGUCCUAAGCAUACUUUGAUUUACCUUGGAGUAACGCUAUUUGUUACCGACAUUUGUUUGAAACAGAACAUUAUUCUCUGUGGUUACAGUAGUUUUUGACGUAACCAACAAAAAUUGGUGUGAUGCUUCCCCCUAAUCUCCUGUGCCAAUAUAUGUAAUAAUGCCGUUUUUCUUAAUCAAGUUAUGUACCAAAUCGAGAUGCAAAAUUCUGCAAUUUUUGUUCCAAGCUCAAGUACGCAAGUGUGGAAACGCAGCUUAUUGCAAGGAAGCGAUGAAGCAGACAUGUUUUAUACACCUCGAUUGAUUUAUUAUUGUUGGUCAACAAGUUUCUUAGAGGUUUUUCAAAUCAGAACAGCGAAAUGUAGUUAUUAAAUUUUACAAAAUAGUUCGAAUAUAGCCGUUUCAAAUGUGGUCCUAUUGCUCAGCGACGCGAGGUUACGCUUCCCGUGCUCGGCCGCAUCCAGUAGCGAACAUCGCUCUUGUGAUUUUAAUGCGAUUCUAUUAAAAUCCAUACUCAAACUGGCUGGAAAUGAUACCACACCACAGCAACAACCUAUCAUGUG
This is a messenger RNA of Varroa destructor (honeybee mite), 3533 nucleotides long. RefSeq lists its product as uncharacterized. Lineage: Eukaryota; Metazoa; Arthropoda; Arachnida; Mesostigmata; Varroidae. Gene Ontology annotation, biological process: negative regulation of transcription by RNA polymerase II; anterior/posterior pattern specification. The record is from RefSeq and is a predicted model, not a curated record. Gene Ontology annotation, molecular function: RNA polymerase II cis-regulatory region sequence-specific DNA binding; DNA-binding transcription factor activity, RNA polymerase II-specific. Gene Ontology annotation, cellular component: nucleus.